Molecule: messenger RNA, 4038 nt
Organism: Pyricularia oryzae 70-15
Lineage: Eukaryota; Fungi; Ascomycota; Sordariomycetes; Magnaporthales; Pyriculariaceae
Product: serine/threonine-protein phosphatase 2A activator 2
Exons: 1
Coding region: 296-1645 (449 amino acids)
Biological process (GO): mitotic spindle organization
Cellular component (GO): nucleus; protein phosphatase type 2A complex; cytoplasm
Molecular function (GO): protein tyrosine phosphatase activator activity; peptidyl-prolyl cis-trans isomerase activity
Source: RefSeq, a predicted model, not a curated record
GCGGGACUUUAAUGGCACUGAUGUCACAUCGGCCCAUUUUUCUGGGAGCUGUAGCUGCUCCACCACAAAGGUACCCUGAAUGCAGCACCGACUGUUUUGAUGCGGGGCAUUUGGAGUCGCAGAGAACUUGCUUUAACCACCACAUCGUGCAACAUCCUACCUAUGUGAGCUUUGAUCGUACAUUAACCGCCAAGUCUCUUGGAUUCCUCACACAUAUUUGAUACAGAAGGCACUUCCUUGAAAAAGAGACAAACGCAUAACCCCCGGUAGAACGAACAAAAUCUACAUUCCAAUCAUGACAUCAAGUGUUGCCUCCGGGCUUCCGUUGUCCACGUCAACGAAUCCCCAAGCCAAGCCACCAACAGAUGCCACUACCACAGCUGCGUCUAUACCGAACCUCAAAGAUCGCCUCCCAAAGCUCGAGCCACGACGGCGGCGGCCUGCUCCCUCAAAUCCUGUCCCGGUACCAGAGACGCCUAAUCUUCCGCCGCCGACUGGCACAUCUCCAGAGACACAGUUCAGAGUACCUACGAGGCGCAUCCUUUCAAAGAAAGACCACGAUUUAUUCGUUGCUGCACCCGCAUACAAGCUUAUUCUUGCCUUCGUCUUUGGACUUUCCGACGCAGUCGUUGACAAGCCCAUAUCCGCCAUCAAAGACUCGGAUCUGAGUCCUGCGGUGCAGACCAUCAAUGCAUUAUUGGACGAGGCCUCGGAGCUUGUGAAGCAGUCUCCACCGGACGAGCAGGGCGGCUCGCGGUUUGGCAACAAACGGUUUAGAGACUUUCUUGACAAUGUCAAGGAGAGGGCUCCGUCGUGGCACAAGAAACUUGGGAUCAAGGACGAGGGAGACGCAAUAGCCGAAGCUGUCACGUACCUCGGCCAGUCUUUUGGUAAUAGGAUGCGCAUCGACUACGGCUCAGGCCAUGAGCUCAACUUCCUCAUGUGGCUUCUCUGUCUAUACCAGCUUGGCGUUGUUACCAAGUCCGACUUUGCCGCGCUUGUGCUGCGCGUCUUUGUCAAAUACCUGCAGGUCAUGCGCCUCGUGCAGUCUACAUACUACCUCGAACCGGCAGGAUCCCACGGAGUGUGGGGAUUGGACGAUUACCAGUUUUUACCCUUCCUCUUUGGUGCCUCGCAGCUGCUUCACCACCCUUUCAUCACACCUCUGGCCAUCCACCAGCAGUUGACUAUCGAGGAGUUCGGCCACGACUACCUCUACCUCGACCAGGUCAACUUCGUCAAUAGCACCAAGACUGUGCAGGGCCUACGCUGGCACAGCCCUAUGCUUGACGACAUUUCGGCUGCCAAGUCGUGGUCCAAGGUGGAAGGAGGCAUGCGGAGGAUGUUUGUUGCAGAAGUCCUCAACAAGCUCCCUGUCAUGCAGCAUUUCCUCUUCGGCAGCUUGAUCCCUGCUGCAGAGGGCAUGACGGAGCAGGACCUGGCUGGACUGCAGCCUGAGGACGAGGAGACUGAGGGUGGGCAGGUAGAGGUGUUCAACGACGAGGGCGGCGUCAGGCACAUGCACCAACAGAAUGGCUGGGGCGAGUGCUGUGGCAUCAAGGUGCCUAGCAGCGUGGCGGCAGCCGCAGAGAUGCGGAAGCGAGGCAUCGGUGGCGAUAGUCUCAGAAGGAUUCCUUUUGAUUAAGAUUAGAGCCCCACAGCAAAUAAACUGAUGAGCCAUGAUGUGCAGUCUUUCUCUUGCGAAGCUCUCACAAGCCACUAUAUGAGCUCUCAUUCGCGCUCUAACCCUACAGCCGAGCUUUCCUGACUGUAGCGAGAGUGCCCAGAACAUGAUGCGCCGUCAAGCGUGACAUACUGGUCUUCCCCGCCAAUGGUAUAUCGUAUCAAGAGACAGGACCAAAGAUCCAACCAUAGAAUGCAAUCCGAUAUGUUAGUUUCGGUGGGUCUCUCGCUCCUAUCAUCGCAAGGCCCUUCGCAGUAUUGGACAGUGCUUGCGAAAAGCAUUCCGUAGUCCGUUUACUACGCAUUUCCUGUCCCACCGCAUCCAACACUACUUGUCGAAAACUGGUAGAUUCCAUUGUAUCCCUCCACUGAUUCCCUCCUCUCCUCCAAGACAAUCUGCGCAAGCUUGGCUCUUUGGUAAAGCAUAACUCCAUUCAGAUUCUUCACUUCCCUCAAAGCAUGGUACCGCUGUAUCCAGCAUCAAACCACGCCGGCACUGAUACCCACACCAAACCGCCACGGCUGGACCAAUUCGUUGAAAUCCACCACGUGGGCGCCUGGCGGUAUCUUGAUGGCAUGGGUGGUGUUGUCAAAAGGCAGGCUGGAGGUCUUGGCGGCCUGACGUUUGGAGUUCUCAAAGUCAAUCGUAGCCGUCGACGUCCUUUCCAAAACCUGACCCAGGGUGAGGUCGACGCCACAGGGCUGCUGCUGCUGCUGCUGGUGGUGGUGGUGGCCGACGUCGAGUAGGUUGCGCACUGACUGGCGCGUGACGAUCUCGCGGCCGCCGAGGAUCAUGGCGCACCCUGAAAAUGGGGAAGCUGUUUCUCUCGCAACGACGACGGAUCGGUGACAGCAAGGUGUAUUUCAACAACGGAGCACAGAGGUGGGUUGCAUCGGCCAGUGUUGUGUGCCCAGCCUGGCUCCCACUUGCUCCCUUAGAACUGGUACUUAUUCGUAGUACCGAUUCUGCCCUCACUCGACCUCAACACCGCAAGGAUAGUGCUCACUGGUGCGUGAGCCUUUGGCAAUUUGCAUAAUUGUGGUCCACAAAUUCGUGCAAACUGGAAGCGAAAAGAAACCAGGUGUUUGCACCCCUCUCGCGAACAUCAGCUGGUCGACAGCCCCUUGACUGUCGUCCAUGGUUAUGUUGUAACCAUUUCGGUUGCCGUUGUUUAGAUAGCCGCUGUAUGAGCUGAUGACUAUGUCGUCCAGGGUGAUGCCACCCCAGUGCGUGCCAUUAAGUACGUCGUGGGUGCCGCCUGAGAGUCUUUGAAAUGGCCGGUCUGAGUGGGGAAGAAGGGGAAGACCAGGAGUAUUAGUUUUGACAUGAACAUUGUGUGAUCCGACUCUCAGCACAUAGAACUGGUUUCCAAGCCAGCAGACGCCCGUUUUCUCAUGUGUUUCUUGGUCCAUGUAGGGGUCCAAUGUCUUGGGCAUAGUGUCUGAGCAUGCCUCGCCGGUUUUACUACAGACCGAACAACGUCAGCUGACUUGAAGAAGAGGCACAAAACACAUCGCGACCUGGAUGAAGCAUAAAGAGAGUUUAGUAAACCUCUACUUACAGCACAAAAGGCGUAAAUCCAGCUGGCGCAUCUGCCCAUGCUAUUUGGAUCAUUUGCCCAAACGUGAUGCUCUGGAUAAUGUCCGUCACCUCCGAUAGGUUGACAUCGGAAGGCACCAUGUUCAUCAUGCCGUCUCUUAUCAAAGAUUCCAACAUGUCGAUAGUCGUCUGGUUUGACCCGGAGAAUAUUUCCGAUAAAUAGUCAGACUGAGUUUUCUUCCAAUAGUCAAACAAGGUACCCAUGGCAGAAGUGAGGUUAUUCUGCACACUGGCGGCGUCUUUGGCACUACGUUUCUCAUGAUUAGUAUCUUGGCUUGGGUCGCGACCGUCAGAUUUGGCAGCGCGAUGCGACUCACGGUUUGAGGUUGUCCUUGGUGAGAGCGAGAGAAGACGAAAUUACGCUGUUGAAGCUAUCUUUGGCGAAACUAAGAUAGGCGGCAGUGGCGAAUAUCUGGGCGUUUUUUAUGACUUUUUUUCCCAAGUCAGCAUAUCUAUUCCACCGCUAUCUUUGUAGCGUCAAGACUGACCGAUGUUCCACGUACCAGCCGACGCAACACCCAUGCACAGUUGUAAUACAUCCAGCAGGGUCUUCACGAGGGCUGUGUCGUCUCUCUCUUUUAUCUGGGGGGCAAAGACAUCGACGAAGCUUGCCAUUGACGUUUGAAUGUUGAUUUGCGCAUCUUGUAGUGCUUCGUGGUAUUUUUGGUAGACCUAUGCAACCCAUACGUAUCAGCUGCAGUGGCGUUGAGAUUGAUGUUUUGUCUGCUUACCCACAUUGUGUAGCCGAGAAAAAG